UAUUCACCACAAUAAUUUCAACUGCAAAUAUGAUUAAUAGCUGACCCAUUUUCUCUGUUUUUAUAUAUAGUCUGCGUUUUCUUCCGGUUCCCUCUCAUCCCUCUCUCUCUCUCUUCCAUUUUCUCUCUCUAGAUAGGUAAAAAUGGCUACUCCGCCGGUGGUAAGGUUUCCGAUCUUCACGGCGGUGAGGGCGGUCGGCGUUGCCGUUACUGUUCUUCUGCUGACGUGGGCCGUCCAUUUCAGAGGAGGCCUCGCUCUCGUCUCUGAUAACAAAGAUCUCAUCUUUAAUGUCCAUCCAGUGUUGAUGGUGAUUGGGCUUGUUCUAAUCAAUGGUGAAGGGAUGCUUGCAUACAAGACUCUAUCUGGAACUAAAAACUUCAAAAAAUCAGUUCAUCUUGCGUUACAGUUUGCCGCUCUCAUUUUGAGCUUGAUUGGUGUCUGGGCUGCUUGGAAGUUUCACAUUGACAAGGGCAUUGACAAUUUCUACAGCCUGCAUUCAUGGCUAGGCCUUGCAUGCCUUUUCCUAUUCACCAUCCAGUGGGGUGCUGGCUUUGCAACAUUUUGGUACCCAGGAGGGUCAAGAAAUAGUAGAGCUGCCUUAUUGCCAUGGCAUGUGUUCUUUGGUAUCUAUAUCUAUUGCUUGGCUAUAGCCACAACUGCUACUGGUAUUCUAGAAAAAGCUACAUUCCUUCAGGUCAACAACAUCAUAUCACGCUAUUCCAAUGAGGCACUUCUGGUCAAUUCCUUAGGCAUUCUGAUAGUCAUUUUAGGUGGCUUUGUGAUUCUUGGAAUUGUUACUCCAGUUUAUGGUAAAGCUGAUGUCAUAAGGGGAAACGAGUGACCAUCAUCUAUAUGAUUCAAAAUUGAGGAACAUUAACAUUUGUAUCAUCUUUAAUACAAGGUUACAUGGAUGUAUGAAAACAAAUUCAUUAAACGUGUAUCCAGGUUUAAUUUUAUGUUCUAUUUUAUUUACUAUGUGUAUUUUCCUUCUAUUAGUGAAUAUUCGUGUUUUGUGCA
Messenger RNA from Glycine soja, 1017 nucleotides. RefSeq names its product probable transmembrane ascorbate ferrireductase 2. The transcript is spliced from 4 exons. Gene Ontology annotation, molecular function: oxidoreductase activity. NCBI's taxonomy places the organism in Eukaryota, Viridiplantae, Streptophyta, Magnoliopsida, Fabales, Fabaceae. The coding region runs from base 143 to 841 and encodes 232 amino acids. The record is from RefSeq and is a predicted model, not a curated record.